UUGAUCAAGCAUACAAGCUAUGAAGACUACAAUGCAAGUAGCCAGGGCUGGGACGAUGAAAACAAGCUGGGGGAGAUGAAGGAUGAAGACAUGCGCUACCUGAUAGUAAGACUUAAGGAUAGCCACCAACCCAACUUGGAAAAGCAAUGGAGCAAGGACCAAAAGCUGGAUUCAUUAAUCACUGGCUUUUUGUCGUUCAUGAUUACUCAGGAAGAAGAAGAGAACGUCGUCUACAUCUACGAAAUCCACAUCUCCGAGCACUUUCGGGACUGUGGUCUGGGACGCCAUCUUUUCAGCAUGGUUGAGCACAUCGGCGAUGUGACUGAAAUGGACAAAGCAAUGCUUACCGUCUUCAAACGCAAUACUUACGCACGACGGUGGUACGACUCUCGCGGUUACAGUGUGGACGAAAUCAGUCCCAGACCUAGGAAACUAAGAGGAGGAAGAUCCAUCGAGCCUGACUAUGAGAUCCUAAGCAAGCGCCUACAG
This is a messenger RNA of Aureobasidium namibiae CBS 147.97, 489 nucleotides long. RefSeq lists its product as uncharacterized. The annotation marks the transcript as partial. The record is from RefSeq and is a predicted model, not a curated record. Gene Ontology annotation, molecular function: histone H2A acetyltransferase activity; histone H4 acetyltransferase activity; protein N-terminal-serine acetyltransferase activity. The transcript has a single exon. NCBI's taxonomy places the organism in Eukaryota, Fungi, Ascomycota, Dothideomycetes, Dothideales, Saccotheciaceae. Gene Ontology annotation, cellular component: nucleus.